Molecule: messenger RNA, 1168 nt
Organism: Chelonus insularis
Lineage: Eukaryota; Metazoa; Arthropoda; Insecta; Hymenoptera; Braconidae
Exons: 2
Coding region: 40-1152 (370 amino acids)
Source: RefSeq, a predicted model, not a curated record
UAGCCGCUUCUUGUGUUAUACAUAAUUUGUCUUUUUAUAAUGUCUCAUAUAAAUAAAUUAGUUCAACACUAUUUUUAUAACCCGGAUACAAAAACAUUUUUUCCAUAUAACAUUACUGAGGAGCAACAGAAACGAAUGAAAGUAGAUAAAGAGUUUGCAAAAAGUGUAUAUGAGGAAAUAAAAAUGAAGAUAGCAAGAAAAAAUAACCAAAAUGAAAAUUCUGGUUGCUCGUCAUCAGGACAACAUAUAGACGAUGUUUCCAUUGAUAAUUCACUUCCUGCCACUACAACUUGCACGAGGAAUGAUUUUGUCAUUCCAAGUGAAAUUUUUGAGCCAUUUGAUAAUAUGCCAAGUGAGUGUUCGACAUCAAAUCAGUAUGUACAUUCAACUUGCGAUGAGGAAUAUGAAGUGAAUUUUCUCCCAUUAUGUAGUGCAGAAAACAAUAAAUGCACCAACACCAAUACAUAUUUACGUCAAGCUUCUAAUAUUGAUGAUAAUCCUAUCAAAGCUACUACAUCGAAACGCAAUAAGCCUUCUUCAGGAAAAGAUAAAUAUUAUUGGCAAUACCAUGAUACAAAACUGCUCAUUAGUAGUUACGCUCUUCACGCUCAGGAACAAUACCAUCCCGUACUAAGAAAUCACUUUUGGGAAAAUAUAGUCAAUGACCUUGUCAGUCACGGUCAUAAUGUUGAUAAAGAUUUAUGUGCUAAUAAAUGGAAUAAUCUACUCAGAACUUACAAAACUUGCAAGGAUAAAUCAGGACGAGAGCCUCACAAGUUCGCUUUUUGGCAAGAAAUGGAUGAAGUUUUAGGAGAUAAGCCAACCAAUUCAUCUUCAUUCACAUUGGGUUCUCUGAAAAAGGAUUCUGCAGAUCGUGAAAAUGAUAGUGCCUCGUUAAAUGUGAGUAUUGAUAGCUUGAAGAAAACUGAUUGUAAACAAACUAAAAAAAUGGCCAAAGAAAAGGGGAUGAAGAAAAGGAGAAAGAGUAAUUAUGAGUCAAAUGAAAAAAUUGAAUUAAUGAGAGAAAAAAUGGCAAUUGAACGUGAAAAGAUUGCUUUCAAAAAAUCAUUUGCUAAAGAUUUUUUUGCUUUAGAAAAAACAAAAACUACCUUAAUGGGGAAAUAUUUUGAUUUAAAGUCAAAAAAAGAUUAAAAAUCGAUUGCCAUUU